Molecule: messenger RNA, 829 nt
Organism: Dioscorea cayenensis subsp. rotundata (Guinea yam)
Lineage: Eukaryota; Viridiplantae; Streptophyta; Magnoliopsida; Dioscoreales; Dioscoreaceae
Product: 50S ribosomal protein L27-like
Biological process (GO): translation
Cellular component (GO): ribosome
Molecular function (GO): structural constituent of ribosome
Source: RefSeq, a predicted model, not a curated record
UUCUCUUCUUGUUCGAACUUCUAAGCUUUCUCCUCCAUAUUCAUCCACUUCCGGCGGCCUCUGCAGCCCCAUCCGUCGAUCACCGUCGGUCUCCGCCUUCUUCUCCAAUCCAAACACCAGAAUGAACCCGAUGAAUUUCUCGACACUCUGCAGAAGUGUAGGUCUCAGGGAGAUGGUUUCAUCAGUUCCUGUCUAUAUUGGUGCUAGCGAGAUUUCUGGAGGACUGACCUUGAUUUUUAGGCGUUGGGCCACAAAAAAGACUGCAGGUUCUACAAAGAAUGGACGAGAUUCAAAUCCAAAGUAUCUUGGUGUGAAGAAGUUUGGGGGAGAGAGGGUGAUACCUGGGAACAUUAUUGUUCGUCAGCGAGGCACCCGGUUCCAUCCUGGAGAUUAUGUUGGAAUGGGGAAGGAUCACACCCUUUUUGCCUUGAAAGAAGGGAAUGUGCGGUUUGAGCGCCACAAGCUGAGUGGCCGUAAGUGGGUGCAUGUCGUCCCCAAGGAAGGUCAUGAUCUUCACCCCCUUUAUUCUACCGCUGAAACCGAAGCUGAGGCAGAAGGUCAGUUGUGCUAGUCAUGUUGGUAUUGAACUUUAGUGUAUUACUUGAAUCUUUUCUAGUAUCUUAGAAUUAUCAACAAGAUUUGUAUCUUUUUCUGGCCUUAAAUUAAUAACACUACUGUGUUUUGCUGUUUUUCCUUAGUUUUGUGUCCGAAAGCAACUUAUUUAUAGUCAGGACCACCUGAGAAAUAAUUAAGAGUGUAUUGUGGUUGUGCUGUGUGUCAGUUGGCUGAAUUCAUUUUUGAAAUUCACAGUUGAUUUUCUUGUGACGCA